Molecule: messenger RNA, 11434 nt
Organism: Onychomys torridus (southern grasshopper mouse)
Lineage: Eukaryota; Metazoa; Chordata; Mammalia; Rodentia; Cricetidae
Gene: Kcna2
Product: potassium voltage-gated channel subfamily A member 2
Exons: 3
Coding region: 818-2317 (499 amino acids)
Biological process (GO): protein homooligomerization; potassium ion transmembrane transport
Cellular component (GO): voltage-gated potassium channel complex; dendrite; membrane
Molecular function (GO): protein binding; delayed rectifier potassium channel activity
Source: RefSeq, a predicted model, not a curated record
GCGGAUUCCGGCGGGAGCGCGCCCGGCGGAAUCCCCGGCCGGAGCCCGGGGCGAUGGGAGAGGGCCCAGACCCCUCCCGGCCCUGGGGCCAGCGGGAUUGGGUCGGCGGGGGGCCAGCCCGGAAGCCAGCUUCCUCUAGGCUCCCCCUCUCCUUGAAGCCAAUCCUCCUCACAGCCAAACAGCUUGAGCGUUUGUUCUGUGCUUCCCUGCCGAGAUGUGAGGGAUUUUCUCUUGGGAAGAAAUCAGUGGUCGAGUGCCUGCCCAGCUCAAAUGCCACCCAACCCAGAGCAAGGCCUGAGGCCCAGGGAUCCCGGAGGGAGAGCAACGUCACACCUCCUGAGGACAGCCAGGAGGACUCUGGGUUUUGCUGAGCUGUGCGCCUUACCUCCUUCCUUCCAAAGGCUUCAGACCCAGGCUUCACUCUUCUCAAGUCCUGAAUGCCCCUGGCCAAGCAUCAAACUAUUCCUCCAGCCCUCUCCAGUCCUAGAGCACACCUCCAGGACCUGGAGCCUGCCCUCCUGCUCAGAAUGACUCACCAUUAUUUCCAGCACAAGUGAGAAGAUGUGAUGGGGAGUUGAGCUGCCUAUUUGUGUAGCUAAGAUUCCUGUGGCAUCUGAUCUGCUCUUCAAGGAAAAGAACCUCAGGCUCCUGCCUGGCCAGACAAGGGAGGCUGUGUCUCCAGCUCUCAGAGGGAGACAGUCCUGCAGGAGCACAGACUAAUGCUUCUGUGUUUCUUGGGGCCCAGUUACCAGUCCCCUGAGCCCCCUGCUGCAAGCAGCUGGAAGGCAUAGACUAAAGUACUCUUCUCAGCCCAAUUAUGACAGUGGCUACUGGAGACCCAGUGGAUGAGGCUGCUGCCCUCCCUGGGCACCCACAGGACACCUAUGACCCAGAGGCAGACCACGAGUGCUGUGAGAGGGUGGUGAUCAACAUCUCAGGCCUGAGGUUUGAGACUCAGCUAAAGACCUUAGCCCAGUUUCCAGAGACCCUUUUAGGGGACCCCAAGAAGCGGAUGAGGUACUUCGAUCCCCUGCGAAAUGAGUACUUUUUUGAUCGCAACCGGCCUAGCUUUGAUGCCAUUUUGUACUACUACCAGUCUGGAGGCAGGUUGAGGCGACCUGUGAAUGUGCCCUUAGAUAUAUUCUCUGAAGAAAUCCGGUUUUAUGAGCUAGGAGAAGAAGCAAUGGAGAUGUUUCGGGAGGAUGAAGGCUACAUCAAGGAAGAAGAGCGUCCUCUGCCCGAAAAUGAGUUUCAGAGACAGGUGUGGCUUCUCUUUGAAUACCCUGAGAGCUCAGGGCCUGCCAGGAUUAUAGCCAUUGUAUCCGUCAUGGUCAUUCUGAUCUCAAUCGUCAGCUUCUGUCUGGAAACCUUGCCCAUCUUCCGGGAUGAGAAUGAGGACAUGCACGGUGGUGGGGUGACCUUCCACACCUACUCCAACAGCACCAUCGGGUACCAGCAGUCCACCUCCUUCACCGACCCUUUCUUCAUUGUAGAGACUCUCUGCAUCAUCUGGUUCUCCUUUGAGUUUCUGGUGAGAUUCUUUGCCUGUCCCAGCAAAGCUGGCUUCUUCACCAACAUUAUGAACAUCAUUGACAUUGUGGCUAUCAUCCCUUACUUUAUAACCCUGGGGACAGAGUUAGCUGAGAAGCCAGAGGAUGCCCAGCAAGGCCAGCAGGCCAUGUCAUUGGCCAUUCUCCGUGUCAUCCGGUUGGUAAGAGUCUUUAGGAUUUUCAAGUUGUCCAGACACUCCAAAGGUCUGCAGAUUCUAGGUCAGACCCUCAAAGCCAGCAUGAGGGAAUUGGGCCUCUUGAUAUUCUUCCUCUUCAUUGGGGUCAUCCUCUUCUCUAGUGCUGUCUAUUUUGCAGAAGCUGAUGAGAGAGAUUCCCAAUUCCCCAGCAUCCCGGAUGCUUUCUGGUGGGCAGUCGUCUCCAUGACAACUGUAGGCUAUGGAGACAUGGUUCCAACUACCAUUGGGGGAAAGAUAGUGGGUUCCCUGUGUGCGAUUGCAGGUGUAUUAACCAUUGCCUUGCCAGUCCCUGUCAUAGUGUCUAAUUUCAACUACUUCUACCAUCGGGAGACAGAGGGAGAGGAGCAGGCCCAGUACUUGCAAGUGACAAGCUGUCCAAAGAUCCCGUCCUCCCCUGACCUAAAGAAAAGUAGAAGUGCCUCUACCAUAAGUAAGUCUGAUUAUAUGGAGAUACAGGAGGGAGUAAACAACAGUAAUGAGGACUUUAGAGAGGAGAACCUAAAAACAGCCAACUGUACACUGGCUAACACAAACUAUGUGAAUAUUACCAAAAUGCUAACUGAUGUCUGAUGAAAUCUAUUAAUGUACUCACAGCUCAACAGGACUAAUGCAGAUGUUGCAUAAUAGCCUGCAUUGUAGUCAGUGUUCUAAAGUGUGCAUCUGGUUCUGCAUGGAAAGCAAUAGUUGUGCAAGUGACUUUUGACCUUUUGAUUUUUGAUUUAGAACACAGAAUAUUUAUCAUGGCUUUCAAGAAAUCUUCAUCACUGACUUACAGGUUUCUAAAGAUGGGAGUCACCUAUGGAGCCAGCAUCUCAGAUUGUCACAAUGCGGCCACCUCAUAGUCCACACACAAUCCAUCAUAUCAACACCACCCUAACUUCCUAACUAAAUGCCAACACACCUGGCAGGUGCAUUCUCCCUGCCACACCCUACCACCCCACUUCAGCCCACCUACCCCUUCCCUGAGGAACACCAUCAGGGCUUAGUUUGGAAGUUCUGGCGACUACUCCAAAGGUCAUUCCCAUUUUUGCACUGAAAAGAACACACAGUCCUGUGUGUUGGAAUUACUCUCUGUGUCACAGGCUGGGCUUUGUGAAUUGCAGUUGCCAACUAGAUGUUCCGGAGACUUAUGUUUCGUAACGGAAAUGCUGCAUUCUGCUUUUUCUCUGCAGUGUUGAUGGGAGGGAAGCCCGGGGAGGGGGGUGAGGGACAGUUAAUAUGACCAAAUAUGAAUUGUCAAGUUUUACAUUUGUUCCCUUAGGCCUAGGGAGAGAAGCUACCUAAUUCAGGGACUUCUUAGCUUCAGAUACCAUUUUGCAAGCUUCAGGGUCACAGAACAUGUUUGAUUUCUUCUUCUACUCUGGAGUUUGCAGACAUCUGCUUUCCUGAUGGUGUGGCCCAGCUCCACUACACUGCAGUGGAGUGUACCAGUCAUGCAAUAGAGCUGCAUGGGUGUUCACUGCAUGAAUCUCAAUAUUUAAAACACAGAAGAUAACCUAUUUUCCUAGUAGCCUAUACAGUAUUCCUACAUAGAGUAUUAAUAGCCUUGGGAUGGUAUUGAACUAGGGAUUUUUCCCCAUCAGAAGGCAAAAGCCCUCCAUCAGGGAAAAUCAAAUAGACUAUUUGGAACAGGGAACCAAAACUUCUGGCUGGCCCUCCAGCCCACCCAUCUCUCUUCUUUCAAUGAGAGCAAAGACCCUGCCACACCAGGAGAAUGAACAUAAAAAGCAGAGUCUAAACACUCACAUGGCUGAAACUUAUGAAUUAAUCUAGUCAUGGGCAUGACUACAAAGCUUACCAGGGCAUUGAUCCUGAGGACAGGCAGAUCUGUGGAUUCAAUGUAUAUAAAUAUAUAUCAGCUAUCUAUCUUUCUCUCUCAUGUGUUCCUCUAGUAAGCUAUAGAAAAAAAUUGCAUUUGAACAUUGUAUAAGCUUAUGCAAUAUUUUGACACAGGGCAAUUUAUGCAUGUGUUUGACUAUGUGCACUAGAAUAUAUAUAUAUAUACAAAUACAAGUGUGUGUAUAUGUAUGUUAUACACACACACACAUAUAUAUAUAUUCAUUCUCUGGAGUUCAGAUUCAGGAGCAAAUCCAUUGCUUGGUGGGUUGGUUGUCUAAGAAGCCCAAUGGGUAUGGUAAAACCCGCUGGACCUGGGUUUGCUGUCAUUGCCUCAGACACACUCCAGUGUUCAUAGAUUCCUAGACAUUAGAAUUGUCUCUCUGCCCUCCAUGUGCUGCAGCUUCAGUUUCCCAUGACUGAAGCUUGUCUUCCUGAGUGCACAAGGGUCCUAGAGGCCUCACAACUCCAGCUAUCCUGGGCCAGGCCCACCCCAGGCCUCCUCUCUACAACUCAUCCCAUUAAUCGUCUCCAUUAUUAUCCUCUCCCCUGUUUGGUUCGCCAUCAUUUGGCUCUGCAUCCAUCGUUUUCAUGAACCUGUCCCUAGGAUGGAGCCUUUGCAUUGCAAACAAGGAGUAAAACUCCCUGGGACCAGAUUCUGCUGAUGUAGACUUAAUGGAACCCUCUUAUUGGUGAAAAUUUCCAAAUUCCAGAACCAAGGGAUGGAUUCCCUGCAUGGCCCAAAGCAUCAUUUUGAUUACUAAACUCAGACUCUCCCUAGUACACUGGUAAUAAGAGUUGCCCUUAAAAAAAAAAGCCAAAGGAUGGGUAAAGAAUUACCCCCACCCCAAGAAUAGGUAAAGAAGGAAUGAUCACUGUACAGCCUCAAAGGAGAGAAUGUGCUGGUCCUAGAAAGAGUUGUGGGAGAUAGCUUUCGCCUCUUCAUGCUGGGUUUCUUUGCCUUUUGACACAGUGGCUUAAAUUCCCCAAAACACAGUGAAUCAUGGUCAGGCUGUUUGUGAUUGAUUCCAACGCAGGUAUCACUGUUCAUGAGUUGGUAUCUACAGUUAUCUUAGAGGAGGGGGCACCAGCUAAGGGUGCUAGUCCAGGGUGCUCAUUAGCUCCUGGUCACCCAUAUCCCCAGGUGACCGCAGGGCAUCCCACGCUGGGCACAAAGCCUCUGUGCUUCUCUUCUUCUCCUUUGUGGGAGGUGGUGCUGAACUUCAUGACAUGGGUUGGGAGGGACAUACUUUGAAGGGUAGAAGGUUAAAGCAACUCAUGCAGGUCUAAGUCAGGAGAAGUUACCUAUUCACAAAGUCCUUGGCCUGGGAACCAUAAAAUGUGCACACACAAUGCAUCAUAGAAUAAAUGACACAUCAUUGUCACACACAAACAUAAAAUAUGCAACAUACAAGCAAAAUACAUAUGGGCCAAAAUAACAUAAAAAUCAUACAAAUAAAAGGUAGACAAAACAUACAUAUGCUGCCCAAACAUAGACUAUGCAUACCAACACAGAAUAUCUGCAAGAGAUGUAUUUACCCCAUGUGCAAAUACACAGCAUACAACCUAUAUGCAAAAUAUACAAAUCAAACUGGGGGGACAGUGGAUAUACAUACAAAUACAUAAAUGGUACUUUGUCAUUUUUUUUUCUGCACAAAGUUCAGCAUACACAGUGCACAGAGUUGUACUAGAUGCAGGGGAAAAAAAAACAGUACCCAUGCCCAAGAAUACACGAAAAAUUUAGACAUUGAAUCACUAAUCAUUCUUACGCUUCCACAUCUAAAAUUUGAUGGACAAAGGCAAGAGAUCAGAUUGAAUUGCUUUUCCUUGCCCAUAUCAAUAACCCUCAGUAUUCUCCAAGGAGCUUCUUUGACAUCCAAUCUCCUUCCUGAGACAGAACUCCCGAGGUUUCAAUCAGAAAGUCAGGCCACCACAUCAAGCACUGGAAUCUCCUGGGCUUGCUACCCUUCACCUUCUUUCAAACAGCACUCCAGAGUGCAGGGUAUGUGAAAUGACCUGUGAGAGCUAACAAUCUAGUACAGGCCUCCUCACUAUACCUUUCCUUCAGAGAAAAUCCACACAGGCGACUCGGACUCCCCUCAAAAUGUCUGGAAUCUCCAGAUUGAUCCCUAUUCUCUUGAAGCAGUGCUGGCUCAGGAAAUGCUAGGAUUCUGAACCCUAAACCAGGCUGAAAUACCCCACCACUCUUUGAGCCAAAAGAACUUAUUACCCAACCUUCCAAAGUACCUCUUUGUCUGGAAUCAGGUCAGAAAAUUGAUUUUCUGUAUAGACUUAGCUCCUAAAAUGAGACAGCUUUUCUUGCUUGUGGCGUUUCACUCACUCUUGGGCACAAGUCCAGUGAAGCCAACUCUUGAUCCCCACCUAUGAGUGUUCAAUCUAGGCAUGUUUCCCCACCAGGGCUCCCAGGGAAGCCUGGCCUCCCAUUCAAUUGUUGUGCCUUGACAAAAUUGCAGGACAAUUUAGCUGAAGUAAAAUGUGAUGAAGGACAUUAACCUAUGGCUGAAGGAGCAUUCACAAUUUUUAGAGGGCCUGAUUUUUAUCCUCUAUUCUAACGCUAGAUUUAAACACUUUGUGAGAUUAUCCAGCAUCAUAGAGCCCCAGGAGUUGUUUCUUCCUGCUAGUAGGACCAGGUAGGGCCUGAGUGCAUUUUGGCAAAGGCUUUAUCCAAAAUGGAAGUUAAAAGUUGCAUCCAGCCUUGGCUCAAGCUUCAUGGGCUCUGGAGCCCACAAAGAUACCCUAUGGUCCUGGAUAUUUUACUCCUCCCUUCAAGAUUCCAUAGAGGAGGCAACAAGAGCAGAGAACGGACAUGUAGCCCAAGCAAGAUAUCAAUUUUCCCCCUAGCUUUGUGACAUGCCUCUGUGGCCUCGGACUUUUUUUAAAAGUUGGAGCUUCUGGGAGGUUGGAAAAGAAAGAGUCCAGGAAAGGCAGAGAAGUUGUCAGGAAGAGAAAGCAACUGAACUGUUGACUUUCCGAAUAAAUUUAUCAAGAACCAAGUUUUCAUUUGUUAAUUAAAUUUAAUUCAGGAACCCAAAUUUAAUUUAGUUAAGGCUCUGUGCCUUCCUGGAACUUCGUGGUGUAUGACAGUCAAGUCUUGGUGAGAAAAGGCCGGCCGCUCUUCCGAAGAUCCUCAGCCUGGGAAUUCAGUGCCAGCCCCAGUAGUGCAAAGGAGGUGGAAACUGAUCUUCCAUAGAAAAACUAUAGGAAGUACAAACGGCAUGUGAAGGCCAUAAGGAAAGUUCAGUGCUCUGACUUGCUAAGCUAGGAAGGGGGAGGACACAGCUCUCCUAUGAACCCCUCUACCCCUGUCAUAACAAUCUGCACAUGGGGGAUGUGAUGAAUACCUGACCUGAAAGGGGUCUGAUGUCUAGGCUACUCCUGGUUACACAAGAGAGGUUCUUUUUGCCUUGAUAAGGUUUCCAUUGCCCAGGUUCAAACUCAUGACCUUAGUUCAUUAACAUCACUAGCCACUCAAGUCAACCAGCAGGAGCUAUAUGCUGGGAGCUGUCUUAGUAAUUAUUGUAAUGAUCAUCUUUACACUCGGACUUGGCCCUUGUUGAGACUAGCCCCACCACCACCAACCCUCGUGGAGCAGAAAGCUGGGACAGGAGGGGUAAGGGAAUCCCUUACACGCACCUCAACUUACCUAGUCCACUUGCCUUUCUUUCUGCUCCCCUUCCCCCUAGAACUCAGCUCCAUCCCUCAUAGUUUGUGUCUCAUGUUUUUAAAGAGGAAAUGUGCAAUAAAAGCAAUAGUGACUGUUUUCUUUAGCAAUAGCUCUUUCAAAAUCUUGCUCUCAGGAUUGAAAAAUGAUAGAUAGUAGUACAUAGAUCAUCAGGUAAUGCCCUUGACCUCUGGACAUUGAUUCACAGUUUUUGUAGUUCUUCUUCCCACAUGAUCACAUGACUGAUUCCUGUCUGCUGAGGUCUGACCUCCUUCUGGAAUGAACAUAUACACAGAGGUGCAGUGUUCACCCGAGGAAGGCCCAUGAGGAGACAUUCUUUGUCACACUGUCUCUUUCUUGUGUGUACCUCUCUCUGUAUGUGUCUCUGUAUCCCUCUUCCAAUACCUCACCUUCCUAGUAGUUCUUUAACAGCACCCUAGAAACUUCUAGGCACUGAAACCUUGCAUUUGAGUGACCUCAUGCCAGCCCAUCUUGUGUUUGUCUGUCGGGUGUAAUGGAAGCCUAUAGGAGAAUGCUUACUGAUAGAUAAGAAUAAAGCAUCCUGAGCCAUUAUAGAAAAUCCUUUCCAUGCACUAAAAGCCAUUACUUGAUUCUUUUGCAGCCCUCUCCAGGGAGAUAAAUAUGAGGGGAUGUAGCCCUGAGGUGUACACCUGGGAUCAGUUACUUGGGCAGAUUUGGGGACUGCCCUCUGACUCUCCUUCACAACAGACUGAAUUGCUCAACCAUAGAAACUCUGUCAGAGCUUCAGGCAAAAUGAGUCUUGUGGCUUUGGGUAGAAGUGGACAGGCACAAAGGUGUGGGUGAUCAGGGGAUAUCAUUAGUGAAAUAAACCCCACCUCUCACUACAGGAAGCAGCUGUGCAAAUAUUUCACAUAUCACUCAGGGUUUUGGAAGGGACCCCUUUCUUGAAACAUCUGUGAGGUGAGCUAUUAAUAUUCAGACUGGAAUUAAGGAAGGCUGACAACCCCCAGGAGACCAUUCCAUCCUUCUCAGUCUACUUUGCUCCACACACCCUUGCAUAGUCUAACCUUGAGAAAUCUCAGGGAGGAGAGUGUCCUGGAUGCUUUGCAAUCCUGGUUACUUGAGGAAACAUGAGAAAAUAUGUGGUUCAGCCUUUGUGCUUGGGAAGUAGUAUUUCCUAAAUAGGUUAGUAUAAACUCUUGCCUUAGUUAAGUAGAGCAUUUGGAGAACACAGAAGACCUUGCAUGGCUCAGAGUCAACCUUCUAAACCUCAGUGUUUGGUGUAUGGAAACAGAAGUGUAGCAGACCAAAGAGACAGGCUGAAUGACACUGGCUGCAAAGUCUGGGCACAUCAUAGCUUCUCAGAUGAUGCCCUUGCUUGCCUCUUCCUACUAAAAGUAUAGAGAGACAACUAAUUGCUGUCAAUAAAGGUUUUAGUUAAUUGGUCCUGAGUUAUUAGAGGUUUUCCAUCUAUACAUAUACCUGUGUGUAUAUAUGUAUAGUAUAUGUAUAUAUGUAUGCCAUUAUUUCAAAAAAUUACACAAAUAGAUGUUGACCAAUCUCAGUUUCACUAGCGUGGGAUAAAUUUGGCAUUCUAAGGAAUAAGCUGCGUUUACUUGAAUUUUAACGUGACCUUUUUUGCAUUCUUUCCACCUCUCCAGCUCUGUGCUUUUUCUGCUUAAGAUCCUAUCUAGAAGGCAUUUACUCAAACAAAAGAACAGGCUUAGGGUCGCCUCUUCCCUUCCCUGCCAGGUGGCUGCCUGGUUCAAGGAUCAAAGGGAAGUGUGAGCCCAGGGCCAGGUGCUUUCUUAUCCUUUAUUCUGUCUGCCUUGGUUGGCUGUAACCUCAUCUCUCAAGACCUGAAAAGUUAUGCUCAACUUUGUAGCUGUAAGGGAAUGGAACGCUCAGAGACUUGGGCUGGUCUGUUUAGUUUUCUCUUGGUCAGUGUUAGUCCUACGUUUGACUUUCUUGAGUUCUGAAACAUCCUUAGUGAAGAAUGAAAAAAUGGGCUUUGUGGCCAUUCGUGAAACUAAACCAGCAUGCAGUUGAGUCCACUUAGUGGGAGCAGAGGGCCAGGCCUAGAGCAACUAAAACUCACUUGUCUUCUUAGGGAUGAGCUGUAUACACCAUUCAAGAAAAUUCUGGGUAGGAGCCUAAACAUGCCCUUCUCGCUAUCUUGCCUGGCAGUGUUAAAUUCAGAGGGAAACACUUUCUCAGCCUCAUCUCCUGCAUUAGACUGUGUGCGCUCUACUUGGAAGUAGGUGGGAGGGAUUCCUCACUAGUAUCUGAAGCAGUUGAGGUGAUACAAGGGUGGCUGUCAUCUCCCCACAUUCCCAGAAGCUCGGCAAUAUGGUCAAGUGAGCCAUCAUCCCAUAGUAGAAGCCUUUACCCUUGACUUAGCAUGACCAGCUGGUAAAUGCUGCAGUUGGCCUAUGUAUAUGGUCGCCUCUCAUCCUGCAUGAGCCUCAGCAUGGAAACUAAUCUAACUGCCUGUGCUCUUCUAUACUCCUAAAAUAGUCAGGUAUGUUCCAGAUGAGUGUGCACCUGAGAAGUCCCUGCAUCAUUCUACUGACGGAUGCAUAGGGCAGGUGUGAUUACAUAAUAAUGUGGACAGCUGCUGCAGCAGCUACCUAAUUAAGGGGAAUAGAGAAGUAGUUGGGUGAUAGGACCUUAGGUAGCUACCCAGAGGACUGCAUGCCAUGUCUCUGGGUCCUUGUGAGAGGCCUCUAAGCCCUGCUUCUCCUUGAAAAUGACUCCCUAGACACUGCUGCCUUGUUUGUCUGACUGCAUAAACCCUCAGGGCUGCAGAGAAAGCAAAGGAGGAGCUUAGGGAAGAGACUGUUUAGGGGUAUGCUUUGCUAGCAGACAGUUUCUGUAUUAGCUGCUAAUGUGACUGACUUCUGAACUCUUGAAGUGUAGGGCAAAGACUUUGACCUGCCAGGUGAGGCUAGAAAGGAGCACACGAGCUCCAGGCUAAGAACUGGAAUAGAGAAGCAAGAAGAGAGGCCCAGGUGGCUUUGGCAAGGGUGAGUCUCAGCUCCUGAGAGUUUGAACAUGCUCUGUGCUUGCCCCAGUUCUGCCUUCACGUGGGAGCCAGCGACCCAGUUUCCUUUUGUUGUCGUGCUUGGAUGGUUCCUUCAUUUGAAGGGCUCCAGGAAGCUGGAAAGUCCCAUGAUUGAGCUCCAGCCUGCUGAGCAAACAGUGCCCCAGCCAAAUUGGCCUCUUCCUGGGUUUCUGCAUCCAUGCACCCCUCUCUCCCACUGAGGGUAAUCUUGGAACAACCAGGAUUAAUGGUGCCAGCAAGCAAGGAGGACUCUCUUGUUUCCAUUACAGACAGAGCUGUAAAGCUCAUGAGUGGGGGCUGUUGUAUGCUUAUGUGCUUAUUAUAUAGGCUGUCUUUGGAGAACAUAUCUAUAUAUAAUAUAUUAUAUAUAUUAUAUAUGUGAGUGUAUAAAUAUAUGCGUGUCUAUUUAUACACACAGUAUGGAAAUGGCCACUCACUUAGGCUCAUGCAGCACAGACUAAUUAGGGUUUCCACUGGCUUCUUUGCUGCUCAUGCAUGAUUCUGCAGCUGCCCUCCCAUGUCCUGUCUCUAAAAAAUCACUGAAAACUCAAAGAGGAGAGGAAGAUAAAUAAGCCUCUUUGGGAUCAAUAGGAAAAGGAACUCCAAGGCUGAUGGCAAAGCUUCCUAAGGAUGAUGCUGAAAGGGAACUUAGGUCUCCAUGGUGAUAACAGACAGAGAACCAAUGAAAGCUGAAGGCGGAGCAGGACUAGUGUGGAGGACUCAUGGGAGUCGGAAGUCAUUUAACUAUUUGUUUGCUUCAUGAAAAUUUAGACACCAGCUGUAACUGCAUUGCACAGGAUGUAUAGAUGUACCAUUCUUGCUGACAUAUUCUGGAAGCUUUCAGCCCCACCAACACUGCCCCACCCAGGACUUCUGCAGCUGAGAGUUCCUGUGUCAGUAGGGUCUGAUGUAUGUACAUAGAUUAUACAUAUAUGUGUACAUAUGUGCCUCAAUGAACAUUGCCUGUCCACCUUAUCAUAGGUGUACAUAGACUUCAUAGAGCUCCACAGUCUUUUGUAAAUAUUGACACAAGUAAAUAAGUAUAUAAAUAUAUAUUACUGAGGAUUUAUUUUAACAUCAUUCUGUGUGAAAUGACAAAAAUAAAAUUUUUGACAGACACCAA